Molecule: messenger RNA, 2626 nt
Organism: Zingiber officinale
Lineage: Eukaryota; Viridiplantae; Streptophyta; Magnoliopsida; Zingiberales; Zingiberaceae
Product: transport inhibitor response 1-like protein Os05g0150500
Exons: 8
Coding region: 130-2343 (737 amino acids)
Biological process (GO): SCF-dependent proteasomal ubiquitin-dependent protein catabolic process
Cellular component (GO): SCF ubiquitin ligase complex
Molecular function (GO): protein binding
Source: RefSeq, a predicted model, not a curated record
UAUAAAUCCAAACAUGAAUCAUUAAUUAGGUCACGCCGCAAGCCAUAUUGGUCUAGUUACUCGCAGGCGCGUGCUCCCCUCUUCGUUCGUUUGCCUCUAAUUUAGUAGCAGAGGUUGGCGAAGAAGGGAAUGGGGAAGGCGGCGAAGGGAUCGCGGAAGGGGAAGAAGGCAUGGAGGCCCGACAUCACCACCAACCACAUCGACGAUUACUUCGACGAGUCCAUCAGGGACGCCUUCACCGGCAAGGCUUCCGAGACGAAAUCCACUGACAAAACUCUUGUGAAAAGAAAGAUUGAGAAACACGUGGAAAAAGUUCUCCAUCAUGAGAGCUCGCUUCAGAAAAAUCCUUUUGUCCAAGCUGUUCCAUCGUCUUCUUCAAAAAAAUCGAAGCGGAAAAAGAAACAAGUGAUGACACAAAUAAUACAGACCGGCAAAUCUUCACAGGUAGAUGAUAUAACUUCCACUUUAAUUGACAUAUGGAAUAAUGAAGGUGAAGCAAUUGAUAGGCCUAAAAAGAAACAGAAGGCUUCCAUCAUUCUAGCUAUUGAAGUGGAGCCACCAGGCUGUUCAUUUAAUCCUUCAUUUGAGGCUCAUCAAGACAGAGCCUUCUCUUGGGCGGCCACCUUACUCGACGAGGUGUGGGAGCACAUUUUCUCUUUCCUCCCGACCGACGCUGACCGCCAUGCUGUGUCCCUGGUUUGCCGCUCUUGGUAUCAGAUAGAACGGAUGUCGAGGCGGAAGAUCAUCGUGCGGAACUGCUAUGCGGUGGCACCAGCCGCAGUGGUGCGGCGAUUCCCGGAGGUCAGGGCGGCAACCAUCAAGGGGAAGCCAUGUUUUGCAGAUUUAUUGCGCUCCAAUUGGGGCGGCAAGGCGGGGAAAUGGAUCCAAUGGAUGGCCGAGGGAUGGCCGCUUUUAGAGGAGCUUCGCCUCAAGCGAAUGGUGGUCUCUGAUGAUUGCCUCGAGCUUAUUGCCCAGUCCUUUAAGAAUUUUAGGGUUCUGUCUCUAGUCUUCUGCGAAGGGUUCAGCACUGUCGGGCUGGCUGCCAUUGCAGCCAACUGCAGGAAUCUGAAGGUACUUGAUCUGCAUCAAUAUAAAGCGAAGGAGAAUUGUAUAAAUUGGAUAUCUCAUUUUCCAGAAUCCUUUACUUCCCUGGUUACUCUCAACAUUGCAUGUCUGGAUUGUGAGAUGAAUGUAUCUUUUCUUGAGCGCCUCAUUAGCAGAUGUCCCUAUCUCAAGACCCUCAGACUCAAUCAUGCCACUCCUCUAGAAAAACUUGUUAGCCUUCUACACAGGGCUCCACAGCUAGUAGACCUUGGAAUUGGCACUCUCAUAGGAGAAGGUUAUCCAGGACUUUUCUCCAAGCUUGAAUCUGCUUUUGCUCACUUAAAACAUCUGAAGAAUCUAUUUUGGAAAGCUGGACCAUUUUACUUGCCUGCAAUAUAUCCAAUUUGUGAAGGUCUUACAACACUGCAUCUCUUUGACUCUAGCAUACAAGCACCAGAGCUCUCAAAAGUAGUUAGCCAGUGUAAAAAUCUUCAACAACUAUGGGUUAGGGACUUAAUUGAGGAUGAUGGGCUUAUUGCUGUGGCAUCAUCCUGCAAACUCCUCCGAAAAUUGCAAAUAGUUCCUUCUGAUCCACCUCACUGUCCUCUCACAGAAAUUGGCCUUAUUGCUGUGUCUUCUGGUUGUGUAAUGCUUGAGUCUGUUCUCUAUUUUUGCCGGCAGAUGACUAAUUCUGCCCUCCUUACUAUUGCUAAUAAUCGCCCCAAUCUCACAUGCUUCCGGCUCUGCAUCGUCAAGCCUUACACCCCUGAUUAUAUUACUCAAGAACCUCUAGAUGCUGGCUUUGGGGCUAUUGUUGAAUCCUGCAAGGACCUCCGACGUCUCUCCAUGUCUGGUCUUCUUACUGAUUGUGUGUUCAAAACUAUUGGGGCCUCAGCAAAUCGUCUUGAGCGGCUCUCAGUUGGUUUUGCUGGUGAUGGGGAUGCAGGUCUUCAUUACAUUCUAUCUGGUUGUAGGAAAUUACGCAUGCUGGAAAUUAGGAAAUGCCCGUUUGGGAUCAAGGCAUUAUUGGACAAUGCAGAUAAACUGAAGACAAUGCGAUGCCUUUGGAUGUCAUCAUGCUCUGUGACACUGGGGGAAUGCAGAUUAUUAGCUAAGAAGAUGCCACGGCUUAGCGUGGAGGUUAUUGAUGAGAAUGGAGGGGCGUUGCAGUCACGGCGUGAUCUUUCACGGCGUGAUCUUUUACGGCGUGAUAUUUUACCUGCCAAAAAACUCUAUAUUUACAAUAGUAUUACUGGCCCAAGAAUUGAUGCACCACCGUCUGUCUUGACCGUUUGGUGAAAUCAGGUAUUACGGAAGUGAUAUUAUCUUUAUCCUGUUUAUCAAUCCUAAUUGGCUUUCCAGAAGUUAACUCUUUGUUCAAAUGAUGGGAAAGCAGUCAGUCUAUAGUAUCAAGUGCUGCAUGAUUAUGGGGUUAGAUUUCAAUCACCGUAAGUUAUCCAGAAUUCUCUACUUGUGAUCGUCAUUUAUCAAUGAGUUGUGGGACUAUAUGACUUAUGACAUUUACUUAACAUAUUGAGCAUUUCACAGCUAUUGGUUUAAUAUAUUUUAGAUUGCUGAGCUA